Molecule: messenger RNA, 1368 nt
Organism: Schistocerca gregaria
Lineage: Eukaryota; Metazoa; Arthropoda; Insecta; Orthoptera; Acrididae
Exons: 1
Coding region: 1-1368 (455 amino acids)
Molecular function (GO): protein binding
Source: RefSeq, a predicted model, not a curated record
AUGAAGAUGGUAAAUAAGUUAUUGAUAAUAGCGAUUAUAUUAUUUGAGGUUUCAAGAAUAUUUUCGAUAGAAAAUAACUCUUCAAAAUUUGUGGCGGAGUUGAACAAGUUAUUAGUGAAUGAUAAAAUUGCAGAUAACUACUGCGAUGGUAAAAGAAUAUUUUGCAAUGAUAAUGAGAUCAUUAGUAUUAUUUUAGAUGGAUUUGAGCUAUCUGCAUUUCCUGUAGGGAUUACAAUGAUUAAAGAUACAUUAAAGGAAUUAAGAAUAAUAUACGCAAAUCUGAAAGGUAAUAUUCCGAAUGAAAUUUAUGAGCUGACUGAAUUAGAACAUCUGGAUCUAAGAGAUAACAAGUUUAAUGGUAGUUUAAGUAAUAAUAUUAAAUAUCUGAAUAAAUUAUCGCAUCUUGAUUUAAGUUACUUAAACCUAUCUGGUCCGAUACCUGAUGGUCUAUAUUCAUUGACUAAAUUGACAUAUCUGGAUCUACGAGAAAACAAAUUUAAUGGUAGUUUAAGUGAUAAGAUUAGAAAUCUGAAGGACUUACGCAUUCUUGAUUUAAGUAAUUUAAAUCUAUCUGGACCAAUACCUGAUAGUAUAUAUUCAUUAAUUGAAUUAGAAGAUCUGAUAUUAGGGGGUAACAGGUUUAGUGGUAGUUUAAGUGAUAAUAUUAGAAAUCUGAAUAAUUUAUUAUAUCUUGAUUUAAGUAAUUUAAGUCUGUCUGGACCAAUACCUGAUGGUCUAUAUUCAUUGACUAAAUUAUUAUACCUAAAAUUAGGAGGUAACAGGUUUAAUGGUAAAUUAAAUAAUAAUAUCAAAAAUCUGAAAAGGUUAUGGAAUCUUGAUUUAAGUAAUUCAAGCAUAUCUGGUGAGAUACCUGACGGUCUAUAUUCAAUAAAUCGACUAAGAUAUCUAAAUCUUAUGCAUAACAAUAUUAAUGGUACUUUAUCACCUAAGAUUGGUAAUAUGUUUAACUUAAAUGGUUUAAAUCUGAGUUUUAAUCAAUUAAGUGGAACUAUACCAGAUGAAAUCGGUAAUUUAAUCAAUCUCAGAAAUUUAGAAAUGAUAGAGAAUAGAUUUGAAGGUAAUAUUCCUGAUCUGAGUCGUCUGGAAAAGUUGUUAUAUAUGAAUAUUAGCUCAACAAAACAUAGACUGAAUGCAAGUUGUAAUGAUAAAAUGCUACCUCCACAUAUUGAUAAGAACAGAUGUUUUAUUGGACCUGUGAAUAAAUUAUGCAAUAACAAUAUAAAAUGUGAAUACGGCAGCUGGGUUGUAGAGGAGUCGUCAAUUGGUUCAAUGUUAUAUAUAAAUAGAUUAAAAAUAAUUAUUAUGAUGAUAAUAUGCAGAGGUGUAAUAGAAAUGAUAUUAAAUUAG